This is a messenger RNA of Cygnus olor (mute swan), 1395 nucleotides long. RefSeq names its product olfactory receptor 14A16-like. Gene Ontology annotation, molecular function: olfactory receptor activity; G protein-coupled receptor activity. The coding region runs from base 448 to 1395 and encodes 315 amino acids. Gene Ontology annotation, cellular component: membrane. The transcript has a single exon. NCBI's taxonomy places the organism in Eukaryota, Metazoa, Chordata, Aves, Anseriformes, Anatidae. Gene Ontology annotation, biological process: G protein-coupled receptor signaling pathway. The record is from RefSeq and is a predicted model, not a curated record.
UGUUCUGCAGUGUGAUACACAACGAGGAGGCUAAGAGUACCUGCCCUGCAGUGUCACUUCUCUAGGCGGCAUGCAAGCUUGGUAGGGUGAAGGCUUCAUUGCAUGCCCAUCUGAUUUUCUCUCUGUCAGCUGGUUGGAGCAUUGUGGUAUUCUCUCUUAUUUCUCCACUUGUGUGUGGUUCUCCUACUUCUUUGUCUGGGGUGCAGAUGGGUAUAAGCUUCGGUUCUGAACUGGACUGCUGGUGAACAAUGUGCCCAAACUCCAUUCUACGUUGUCAGGCACACUGUCAUUCACUUGGGAGGGUUGUUGAAUGAGCUGACUCAUUCCUCAUUCCACACAGGGAAUAGCAAUAUCUCUGAAGGAGGACUGGGUUUUGCUCAGAGAAGUCUGCCUAACUUCUCACUUUUUUCUUCUCCUAGAGCAGGUCUGCAUACUCGGAGGCAGCAAAUGUCCAACAGCACCUUCCCCACUGAGUUCCUCCUCCUGCCAUUCGCAGACACGCGCGAGCUGCAGCUCCUGCACUUCGGGCUCUUCCUGGGCAUCUACCUGGGUGCCCUCCUGGGCAACGGCCUCAUCCUCACAGCCGUAGCCUGCGACCACCGCCUCCACACCCCCAUGUACUUCUUCCUCCUCAACCUCGCCCUCCUCGACCUGGGCACUAUUACCACCACUGUUCCCAAAGCCAUGGCCAAUUCCCUCUGGGACACCAGGGCCAUUUCCUUCUUUGGUUGUGUUACCCAGGUCUUUAUGUUUGUCACAUUUGUCACAGCAGAGUUUUCUCUUCUCACCAUCAUGGGUUAUGACCGCUACAUUGCCAUCUGCAAACCCCUGCACUAUGGGACAAUAAUGGACAGCAGAACUUGUGUCAACAUGACAGUGGCUGCCUGGGCCUGUACUUUUCUCUAUGCUGUGCUGCACACUGCCAAUACCUUUUCCCUCCCCCUCUGCCAAGGCAAUGCCCUGGACCAGUUCUUCUGUGAAAUUCCCCAGAUCCUCAAGCUCUCCUGCUCAAAUGCCUACAUCAAAGAGGCUAGGCUUAUUGUGGUUAGUGCCUGUUUACUAUUUGGGUGUUUUGUUUUCCUUGUGCUGUCCUAUGUGCAGAUCUUCAGGGCUGUCCUGAGGAUCCCCUCAGAGCAGGGAAGGCACAAAGCCUUUUCCACAUGCCUCCCUCACCUGGCUGUGGUCUCCCUGUUUAUCAGCACUGCCAUAUUUUCCUACCUGAAGCCCUCAUCCAUGUCCUUCUCAUCCCUGAAUCUUUUGCUGGCAGUUUUGUACUCGGUGGUGACUCCAGCAGUGAACCCCCUUAUCUACAGCAUGAGGAACCGGGAGUUGAAAGAUGCGGUGUGGAAAGUGAUGAAUGGAUGUUUUUCAGAAGGAAUAAUCUGCCCGUCUUAG